AAUAAAGAGCACCAUUUUGCGACGAUCCCCUCCCUCUUGCUUUGUAGAAGUUUACCCAACUUGCUACACUCUCUUCACCACGGCUUCAUUACACUCGUCGAAGGACGCGUUGGAUAUCUUGAAGAGCAUCAGCACUCCUGCCUCGGUCCUUUUCGAUCCUAAAUACACAACCCGACAACGGCCUUCGCCUUCACCCCCAUUCCGAACUUUCCCUCCUUCUCCCGCCCUCGCCAGAGCCUUCUUCUCAGUCCCAAGCACAAUCAGCGUACGAAAUCUAGACGAUACCGAACCGCCAGUUGAGAUGGAUAAGAGACACCCAAGUUCGUUCCAACAGUUGGAGAAGCUGGGAGAGGGGACUUAUGCCACUGUCUUCAAAGGUCGAAAUCGACAGACGGGCGAAUUGGUGGCACUGAAGGAAAUCCACCUCGACUCGGAAGAAGGCACACCCUCUACCGCAAUUCGAGAGAUUUCGUUGAUGAAGGAGUUGAAGCACGAAAACAUCGUCAGCCUACAUGAUGUUAUCCAUACAGAAAAUAAGCUCAUGCUGGUCUUCGAAUAUAUGGACAAAGACUUGAAGAAGUACAUGGACACUCAAGGCGACCGAGGAGCAUUACCGCCGACCGUUAUCAAAUCCUUCAUGCACCAACUUCUACAAGGCAUUGACUUCUGCCAUACGAAUCGAGUCCUUCACCGCGAUCUCAAACCACAAAACCUCCUUAUCAACAAUAAGGGCCAAUUGAAGCUGGCAGAUUUCGGUCUUGCGCGAGCUUUCGGCAUUCCCGUAAAUACCUUCUCUAACGAAGUCGUUACGCUCUGGUAUCGUGCUCCUGAUGUUUUGCUUGGAUCCCGAACCUACAACACCAGUAUUGAUAUCUGGUCCGCUGGCUGCAUCAUGGCAGAAAUGUACACAGGCCGACCUCUUUUCCCCGGAACAACCAACGAGGAUCAACUCGUACGCAUCUUCCGCAUCAUGGGCACGCCCUCUGAGCGCACUUGGCCUGGAAUCUCGCAGUACUCGGAAUACAAGCAGAACUUCCAGAUGUACGCUACACAAGAUCUACGAGUCAUCCUACCACAAAUUGAUUCCAGUGGUAUUGAUCUUUUGCAGCGAAUGCUGCAACUGAGACCAGAGUUGAGAAUCAGUGCUCAUGACGCUCUUCAACACCCAUGGUUCAAUGAUCUGGUUGGGCAAGGGCAAAUGAGACCUCCUCAACAUCAGGGUGCAGCAAUGAUGCAGCAAAGAGGAUAUGCACAACAAGGUGUCGUGGCUCAGGGCGGCUACGAGUAUUGAUUCAGUUGACGUUGGGUUGGAUGGUACAAUGGUGGUUCUUGGUUCACGGUUGAUUGAUACCUGGGAGUGCAUUGAUGGCGUUCCGGUGGUG
Molecule: messenger RNA, 1382 nt
Organism: Mollisia scopiformis
Lineage: Eukaryota; Fungi; Ascomycota; Leotiomycetes; Helotiales; Mollisiaceae
Product: Pkinase-domain-containing protein
Exons: 2
Coding region: 302-1291 (329 amino acids)
Biological process (GO): protein phosphorylation
Cellular component (GO): cytoplasm; nucleus
Molecular function (GO): cyclin-dependent protein serine/threonine kinase activity; ATP binding
Source: RefSeq, a predicted model, not a curated record